UCAAAAGCCCUACAUUCACAGGUUUUUCUCGCUCCUCUCUCUUCCAUCUGACUCGUUAAUGCCUUCGAGCCUGUACGGGCUUUGAGCCUCUUUCAAGCAUUUAGAAUCGAUUAAUAUCGGGCAAAAACAUGCGCAGUUCAUGGAGUAUUUUGUGAAGCAAGGCAGAGUCUCAAAGGGGAUCUCUGGUUAAUGUCUUCUCAUCCAUGGCUAUUCGCUUUCUCUGAAAUCUUCUCUGUUCCCAAUGUUUCUGAGAACUUGGCAGUUUUGAGAAGCCUUUUUUAUCUCGGAUCAAAUUCCCCCUUCAAGUUUAAAAGAAGAUAACAAUAAAAUGGAGGCAUUGGGGUGGUGGCUGAUGCUUGUUGGCGCUCUUCGCUUAGCCUCUGUUUGGUUCGGCUUCUUUAACUUAUGGGCUCUCACGCGCGGUGUCUACUCUCUCUCCUCAAUGACUGAAGUUCAUGGAAGGACAUUUGGAGUGUGGACGCUUUUGAUGUGCACUCUCUGCUUUCUCUGUGCAUUCAACCUUGACAAUGGGUCCCUUUACACUGCCACUUUUCUUUCAUUCGUCUAUGCGCUGGGUCACUUCCUGAGUGAAUACUUUAUAUACCAUACAAUGGCUAUCACUAAUUUGACCACUGUUAGCUUUUUUGCUGGUACAUCAAUUAUUUGGAUGCUUACGUACGCAGUGGGGUAGUUUUCAACAUCAUAGGAUCUUGAAGCAAGAUUGAGUUUCCUGCUUUCUGCUGGCCAGAUCGUCCCAAACAGGCCUAUCCACCGAUUUGGAUCGUCGAUCUGCCAAUUUGGACCGCUUCCUUGGACAACCGAUUUACUCGGCUGAUCCAGGUUUUUAAACACUGGUUUCAAGUACUUGAUUCUAGACAAGGCAUUUAAAUUACCCUCAUGUUUUACUAUUCUUUUAUGUACAGCUGCCACUGCACUAGUGCUAUCUUAAUCAAGUAUGUGGUAAACAUAAAAGAGACUGUAACAGAUUAACAGAAUGCUUGACUUUCAGAUAUUACACUCCCAAGAUUUUAUAGAUGAAUGUUUGCUUGUUUCAGGCUCUAUUCUAAGUUAUCAUGUCAUCAGUGAUAAAACUGCCUCUCUUGAUGUCCAGAUUAUGUAUCAUGGUGUUCCUUUUGUUAUGUUUAUCUUUUUUGUGCUAGUUUAAGAAAAGGUUAUAUGUUAUCUGAAUUGUAACUGGCAGCGUAACCGUAUUGAGAUUUCCUUAGGGUCCCAAGUAUAUAUGAUUCCAAUUUUCAAGCUCAAUGAUUCCAUAUAUACGACUUUGAAUGAAAUAACUCAGCUUAUGAUACACAUAUGUACUUAAAACAUACUUUUGCAAAUGAGACAUUUGACAAGAGGAUUUCUGGAAUUUUAAGAGCCUAACCUCAAUGUUUGCAGGAAUGCAGUGGUCUUGAGCCUUCAGCCAUAGAUCUCCUGGGGUUUCUUAGAUUGCUCUCGGUUUCCUGCGGCUUUCUUUUAGUAGAUUAGCCUCAACAAUAGAUUAAUCUAACAUGGGUCCGCAUCUGUUUGAUUAAUCUAACAUGGAUCAGCUAGAUUGGUCAAUAGUAGAAAUUGCAUUUGGUUGACAACAUGUCAAAACUAACAUUUAAAUGAAUUUGGCUUGGCGAGUUGUUGGUUUUGUUUGGUUGGACUAAUUAAAUAUACAUGAUAGUAUUUUGGAAAAUUUAUGUUGGGACUGGGAAAGAUGCGACAUUAUUUAUUCAUAUUUUGAGGUAUAUUACUGUGAAGUCCUAUUUUUUCUAGUUUUUUCUGUUCCUAUUUUACCCCCGUUAGAAAG
Amborella trichopoda is the source of this 1798-nucleotide messenger RNA. Lineage: Eukaryota; Viridiplantae; Streptophyta; Magnoliopsida; Amborellales; Amborellaceae. The record is from RefSeq and is a predicted model, not a curated record.